AUGUCCGCGAUCCUGCACCAACUAUUCUCUGCUUUCCCAUCUCUGGUGAAGCAUGCUGUUUCUUCUUAUAGCUUCAAUGGGAAGGAACUACUCCACUUGUUCGACGAAAUGUUUGAGAUCCUCUGCCAGACAGCUACCGAUCCCGCUGUCGGACAAGUUGUGUGCGUACUGGAUGCUCUCGACAAAUGCAGCGACGAUGAUCGAAUUUUCCUAAUUGAAACAAUUACUUCAUUCUACCACCGAGCCAAGAAUGCUUCAAAUGAUGAAAUUCAGCCCAGGUUGAAGUUCCUCUUGACCAGCCGCCCAUAUUCCCACAUCCACUUGCAAUUCCACGAUCUCAUGAAGGAGGCCCCUACUAUACACUUGUCUGGAGACCAUGAAUCCGAAAAGAUCAAAGAUGAAAUCGAUCACGUUAUCAAUGUCGACAUCCCAAGACUUGCAGCUCAAAAGGGAUUCGACGAAGAGGCAACAGAAUACUUGAGGAGUUACGUUCAGUCGACAACAGAACAUAUCUGUGGCUCAGCUUGA
This is a messenger RNA of Penicillium cataractarum, 528 nucleotides long. RefSeq lists its product as uncharacterized. Bases 1 to 528 code for a protein of 175 amino acids. The record is from RefSeq and is a predicted model, not a curated record. NCBI's taxonomy places the organism in Eukaryota, Fungi, Ascomycota, Eurotiomycetes, Eurotiales, Aspergillaceae. The transcript has a single exon.